This is a messenger RNA of Oreochromis niloticus (Nile tilapia), 1787 nucleotides long. RefSeq names its product endothelin 2 (gene edn2). The coding region runs from base 103 to 582 and encodes 159 amino acids. Gene Ontology annotation, biological process: regulation of systemic arterial blood pressure by endothelin; intracellular calcium ion homeostasis; regulation of vasoconstriction. The record is from RefSeq and is a predicted model, not a curated record. Gene Ontology annotation, molecular function: hormone activity; endothelin B receptor binding. Lineage: Eukaryota; Metazoa; Chordata; Actinopteri; Cichliformes; Cichlidae. Gene Ontology annotation, cellular component: extracellular region. The transcript has 5 exons.
GUUGGCUGGGGCUGGGAGCAUAAAGCACCUGUUGUUGCUCUCCAGCCUCUAAACACAGGACCUGUGCACACACAUCUGGGUCUGCAAUUUUACUCACACUCAAUGAGGAUGAUGGCUUCUUUCACAUGCAAGAUACUGACUUUGUUCAUCAUCUGGGUGGCUCUGCAAGAAGGUUGUGGAUUUCCCUUAUCAGAGCAGCCCGCUCAGACUCCACAUCCGCACCAUAUCAGGACCAAGCGCUGCUCCUGUAACAACUGGGACGAUACAGAAUGCAUCUACUUCUGCCACCUUGAUAUCAUCUGGGUAAACACACCAAGUAAACUCCUUCCUUACGGCCUGGGUAGUCCCCUGUCUCGCCGUCGCCGGUCAACAGACCGUUGUGAAUGCCUCAGUGCAGCCGAUAAAACCUGCCACGGUUUCUGCCAUAAAAGCUCAGAGGAUCUCAGGACUCAUGUCGCAGAGCCCUUGGUUGAAUCUGGAAGCAUGAAAAGCAACAAAUUACUGGCGUCUUUUAGAGCUAUUAUCAAGACUAACACAGCAAAGGCUAAAGAAGUUUCAUCUGUUCUGGAGUCAGCAAAUUAAAGAGUAGAACAGGGAGGUAGAGCACUGAAGGAAAAGCAGGAACUGGUCAGCCUGCAAGGACUACAAACUCCUGCCUUCAAUUCAAGCACACAGCUUUCAAAAUGUGUCAGGGAAAGGUGGAAGAAUGGAAAGCAAAACGGACGGUGGACCAAGCAUUUGAUCAACAGUGCAGCAAAGACUGGCAGCUCCCCAAGACAGUCCUGCAGCAAGAACUGGAGCUGCUGGGUGGAGGUGGAAAGUCAUUGCACAUAGAACAGAAGACAGUGACGUGAAGAAAGCUUACGAUGACCAACUUUUGACCAGGAAUUUGAUUGUGAAUGUCUGUAUGAACAAUUUGAAAUCUACAGCUCGCCUACAGAAGAACAUGGGAUAGUUAUUCCACAGUCAUAUCAGCUCCGUGUUUAGUUUUUUAGAUGGCACUGAUUUGUUUUUUUGUGUAGUUCUUUGAUUUGGUUCAAUAUUCCUCUGUAUCAGAGCUGGAAUCUGCUGUCCUGCUUAGGGCAUAGCUUUUUUUAAAUGAUUAGGUAGUACUUGAAAAUGGCAGCUUCUUCAUUUUCAGCGCACAUUGCCGCCGUGAAAUGAAGGUCAUAUCUUUGGGAUUUAUCUAAGAAACAAUUAGCUUUAUACGAGGUCCAUUGCUCCUCUGCACACACAUAUGCAGUACGCAUUGUGUUUGCAUAACAGCAGCAGCACAGCAGAUCUAUUGUCUUGGCUCAAGUGUUUACUGCAUAGGUCCUAUUUAAUCUUUUGAUUGAAGAUAAGCCAGGAGAUUUCAAUGAUGUGCAGCUUGCCAAAAAAAAAAAAAAAAAAAAAAAAAUACAACCAUUGUUUUUCUCCUGUGACAAAUGUUCACCCAACUCCUCUGCAAUUAGCAAGCAAGAAACUACAACUCUUAAGUCAAUGCACUUGCAAACAUUGCACUACCACCUCUGGCCUCUAUUCUUUUCUGUGCAAUAAAGCCAUUCACUCUAUCUGCUCGGUCUGAAUCCACAGGAAGUGGCCAACGCGUGGAGACUCAGAAAACAUUAUCCUCAAAUAUCUUAAUGCUGUUCACGGUGAAAAGUUGACCAGCUUUAGGUUUACUGAAAAUGAUAGCAAUAAUUCUAAAUAGAAAACUUUAUUUAUUUUCUAAUUUAUUCAAGGAUGUAUUUAUAUUUCUAUGAUAUGCUGAAUUUUGUAUGAGAAAAUAAAACUGCAUCAAAGUA